AAUAACAUAAGUCGUCAAAAAUUGUUAUGCUUAUAAUUAUUAUUUUCUGUGUUGCGAAGUUGUAAAGUUGAUUAACGCGCAUGGCGUUCAAAAUAAUAAUCGUUGCACCGUCGUAAUUCCUUUUUGAAAACUAAAGGGUUUGUUAAAUCAAGUUUAUCCGCUCCUAAGGUUUUUUGGAAGCUCUCGAAAUGCCGUCAGAAUCAAAAAUACCUGCCCAAAUGGAGAAGCCUAAUCAUUACUCUUAUCUAAAAGAGUUCAGAGUGGAACAAUGUCCUCUGUUUUUGCAACACAAAUGUACACAACAUAGACCUUAUACAUGUUUUAAUUGGCAUUUUAUGAAUCAACGGCGUCGUAGACCAGUGAGAAAAAGAGAUGGCACUUUCAAUUAUAGUGCUGAUGAUUAUUGUACGCAAUAUGAUGAAACUACUGGCGUGUGUACCAAAGGAGACGAGUGCCAAUAUUUACAUCGUACGGCUGGUGAUACAGAAAGACGUUACCAUUUGCGGUAUUAUAAAACAUGCAUGUGUGUUCAUGAUACAGAUAGCAGAGGAUUUUGCACAAAGAAUGGGCCUCAUUGUGCAUUUGCCCACGGAAAUCAUGAUCUAAGACCACCGGUAUAUGAUAUUAAUGAGCAAAAGCUAUCAGAAAAUGAUGAUGAUGAAGGUGGUGAGUUAGAUGGACCAAAUGUAUUAGAUAAAGAAAAAAAUUUAAUGAAUGAAGAUCCUAAAUGGCAAGAUACAAAUUAUGUUUUAUCAAAUUAUAAAACGGACCAGUGUCAACGGCCACCUCGUCUCUGUCGUCAAGGAUAUGCAUGUCCUCAAUAUCACAAUAGUAGAGAUAAAAGAAGAAAUCCAAGAAAACAUAAAUAUAGAUCAACUCCUUGUCCUAACGUUAAACAUGGUGAUGAAUGGGGUGAACCUAGUAAUUGUGAAAGUGGUGAUAACUGUGCAUAUUGCCAUACUAGAACUGAACAACAAUUUCAUCCAGAAAUUUAUAAAUCAACUAAAUGCAAUGAUGUACAACAAGCUGGUUAUUGUCCUCGGGGUGUUUUUUGUGCUUUUGCUCAUGUUGACCAGGAAAUGAUUAUUGCUCGUGAAUCAGCUGCAGGAUUAGAAUCAUCUACAGAUAUAGCAGAUAUGUUAUCAAAUGCUGUACCAUCUUUAGGAACAGAAUGUACGAGAUCUCCGGUUAAAAAAUUAGAUGGGGAAAAAAAUAGUUUAUCGAAUGGAAGUGGUGACCUUUCUGAAUGCACAUCUAGUAUUGGGUCACCCAAUAAAGCUCCUGGUGCCCAUUUGUCUAGAUCUGAAUUUAAUGUUCAACAAUACCAAAUAGCACAUGAUGAUACAAUUCAAGCUUUACUAAAUUCAUUUGAUUCUCAAUCGCUAUUACCUAAUGUAGAACCACAGAGAAGACAUAGUUCCAUUUUUGGCCCAGUUGUAUCAAAUGGCAAUGGUAAUUCUUCAACAUUUAUGAAUCAUUUUUCAUCUUACCAACCAACAACAACAAUAAAUGGAAAUUUAGAUGACUUGGUAAUGGAAGAUAAUUUAAAUUUUUCUAUGGAUCAAGAACACGAAUCUCCUAUUUUAAGUAAUCCUCUAUCUUCAAGCUUACAGGCCUCUGAUGUGUUGGGAAGUUCUGCUCCUGUUAACAUUCCGCUCACACGUCACAAUAGCAUUGGUCAUUUUUCUCCAACAAUAGCUUCACCGUUGAAACAAAUGCAAAAUAAUAUGAUUCAAAAAUCUAGGUUUAAUCAACAGGAUGGUUUAGGGCAUUUAAAUAUAGUUACUGGUCACAAUUAUGGUUCUAGUUUGUUCGGUAUUGGAUCACCUGGAACUGCAAAUACAUUUCCAAUUAGUCCUUCAAAUUCUAAUGAAGUUCAAAGGUUGCAAGAAGAAUUAUUAAAUUGUAGAUCAAAGUUAGUUAGUUGGGAAUCAGAAAGAUUAUCGCAAGUAAGAUGUACGUAUGAAGCAUGGCAACGAGAGACUGAUGAAUUAAAAACAAAAUUAAAAAUUGCUGAACAACAAAGAGAUGAAGCUAUUAAUCAAGCAAAAGCAUUACAACAAGAAGUAGAUUUAUUGCAAGGUUCUCCAUAUCUUCAUGGAUUACGUAGGGUUUCUGAAAUUAGGAAUUUGUCAUUAUCUGUAUUAAAAUCAUUACAGAGUCAAAUGAGAAAUGAUCUUGAAGAAAUUGAUAAGGUGUUAUAUCUUCAAACUGCUACAAAAUGUAUGUUAUGUGAAGAACGCAAUAGAAGCGUGACAUUAGGCCCUUGUAAUCACUUUGUUUUGUGUAAUCAGUGUGUGGAUUCUAUUAAAGAUUGUCCUUAUUGUUCAACUCCUAUUUUGUCUCACACUAAUACAUCAACAACACAGGCAUAGAUGUAGAUUUGUUUUUAAGUAAAUCAAAAACACUUAUUAAUCAAGAAUAAUUAACUUAAAAACUAUAUAUUAAAAGAAGAAAAGAAGUACAGUAUAAAAAAAUAUUACAAGUUUUAUUUUAUUUAGACUUUUACGCUAUUGUAUUUACUAUUACAAUGUAUUACAUUAUGUUUAGUAUUUACAAUAUUAAUUUGAAUGUAUUUUUUAAAUAUAUUUUUUGGUUUUUUUUUCCAGAAAUUAUUUUAAAUUAUACAUUGUUCUAUUAUAAUAGGCAGCAUACUUUAAGUAUGUGAUGUGGAUAACAUAAUAUUACAAGCACAUAAUAUGCAAUAGUUCAAUACAUUUAUAAAUUAUAAUUAAUAAAAAUCGAAAAAAAAAAUAUUUAUUUUAGAAGUUUUAAUAUAUUUUCCAACUUUUUCUUCUUUUUCAAUUUAAUUUUAAUUUAGUUGUAUAACAAAAUAUGAUGGUUCUUACAUGCUACUCAAAUUUUCUUUAGACUUUAAAUAA
Molecule: messenger RNA, 2882 nt
Organism: Adelges cooleyi (spruce gall adelgid)
Lineage: Eukaryota; Metazoa; Arthropoda; Insecta; Hemiptera; Adelgidae
Gene: unk
Product: RING finger protein unkempt
Exons: 14
Coding region: 189-2375 (728 amino acids)
Molecular function (GO): metal ion binding
Source: RefSeq, a predicted model, not a curated record